Molecule: messenger RNA, 579 nt
Organism: Aspergillus vadensis CBS 113365
Lineage: Eukaryota; Fungi; Ascomycota; Eurotiomycetes; Eurotiales; Aspergillaceae
Product: Ribonuclease/ribotoxin
Exons: 2
Coding region: 1-579 (192 amino acids)
Molecular function (GO): RNA binding; RNA nuclease activity
Source: RefSeq, a predicted model, not a curated record
AUGCUUUUCAGUCUCAAGCCCACCCUUUUUCUAGCCCUGGCUCUCACUGCAGUCGCUAGCCCCAUCGCCAACCCAACGGCUGAUGAGCCUAGUACUCUUGUUGCCCGCGGCCGCGCGAAGAUCAAAGAUGUCAACUGCGAUGGAAAGAUCUUAACCAAAACGGACAUCAACAACGCCAUCAGACAGUCCAAAAGUGGCGGUGGUGGGAUAUAUCCAGUUCCCUUCAAGAACUACGAUGGCUUCUUUGGUGCCUCCAAUAUGAAAGAGUAUCCGUUGAUCCCGGGUGGUACAUAUACGGGAAAUGGCCAACCGGGAAAGUACCGGGUUAUCAUGAAUGGGAGUAACCAGUAUGUGGGGUCGGUGUAUCAUCCUACGCUUGCGGGCAAUACUUUCAAGAAGUGCAGUAAUAUUGCGGACAGUCCUACCACCACGACUACUACAACGACUACUAUCAGGGCCACUACCACUGCUACUGUGGAGGCUACUGCAAAUUAUAGUGGCAACUCCUCUGGCAACUCUGGCAGCAAGUCUAGCAAGAAGACUAGCAAGAAGCCCAGUACCAAGACCGGAUCCCACUAG